This is a messenger RNA of Linum tenue, 2514 nucleotides long. Lineage: Eukaryota; Viridiplantae; Streptophyta; Magnoliopsida; Malpighiales; Linaceae. The record is from the annotation of a GenBank genome assembly.
UUUCCGCCAUUGAUGCUGCUUGCUUCUUCGAUUCUUUUUGGCACUUAGCUUAUCAGAGUUUGUUCUUGGAUCUCAUCCCGCCAUGGAUUCGGGGCGGGAGAAUUCAGAGGCUGAAAGUUUCACGAAUCAUUUGUUGAACAAGCUGCAACUACCGCGGCAAUGAAUUUGAACAAUUUGUCGAACCGCAUUGUGGUUAUUGUUGAAUCCGAAGGUUUGGAUAUUGCUUCUCUGCCGGAAAAUCUUGAAAUUGGUAUCUGUUAUUUCCUAAUUGUUAUAGUUAUUGAGAGCUACAAUCAUGAUGGAUUCAGAAUCUGCCGACUCGUCUUCGUCAGCGCAACCUCCUCCUGCAAAGCCAACCUCCACUGCAGAGCCUAUUGUGAUAGCUUCGAAUGUCGAUUCUUCUGACAAAUCUUCUAACGCUGAGCCCUCGGUUCCAACUGGAACUGCAGGCGAUCGUCCUGCUGAAGAACCACGAGCUACAGCUGUGGAAUGUAAUGAUUCGAAUACAAGUUUGCCUGCGCCGACGCCGCCACAGGACUCCGUGGCUACGAGUCCUGCUGCUUCCACACUUUCUCGUAUUACUAGUGGCAUCGGGUUGCGUCUCUCCGCAAUGGCUUCUGGACCAGAAGAGGCUUCUCAAGGCAGUGCAACAACAGCUGGACAGGGCGGUGUUCUUGAAUCUCUGACGAAGGGCUUAGUCGACUCAUCUCGUAGUGCCGUCAAGGCGAUCCAGGUCAAAGCUCGCCAUGCUGUUUCUCAAAAUAAACGCAGAUAUCAGGAGGGAGGAUUUGAUUUGGAUAUGGCUUACAUCACUGAGAACAUAAUUGCUAUGGGGUUCCCGGCUGGUGAUUUGAGCUCUGGGCUUUUCGGGUUCUUUGAGGGGUUCUAUCGGAAUCACAUGGAGGAAGUGAUCAGAUUUUUUGAGAGUCACCACAAGGGGAAAUACAAAGUUUACAAUCUAUGUGCCGAGCGAUUGUAUGACGCUGCACGUUUCGAGGGGAAGGUGGCAUGUUUUCCAUUUGAUGACCACAAUUGCCCUCCGCUUCAACUCAUCAAAUUAUUUUGUCAAAGUGCAUACUCGUGGUUGAAGGAGGAUAUUGAAAAUGUAGUGGUAGUCCAUUGUAAAGCUGGAAUGGGCAGGACAGGUCUGAUGAUCUGUAGCCUUCUUCUAUUUCUUAAGUUCUUUCCGACUGCUGAGGAGGCCAUUGAUUACUUCAACAAGAAAAGAUGCAUAGACGGGAAGGCUUUAGUUCUCCCAAGUCAGAUUAGGUAUGUCAAAUACUUUGAGCGCAUUCAGACUUAUUUGAAUGGGGAAAUUCAGCCUGGACGGAGGUGCAUGCUUCGGGGUUUUCGGCUUCACAAAUGCCCUUAUUGGAUACGGCCUUCUAUCACCAUCUCCAAUCAUAGUGGUAGAGGAGUUCUAUUCUCAACAAAAAAGCAUCCAAAAACCAAGGAUUUGAUGCCUGAGGACUUUUGGAUCAGUGCCCGAAGGAAAGGAAUUGUUGUCUUUGCUCUGCCAGGAGAACCUGGUCUAACCGAGCUGAUUGGGGACUUCAAAAUCCACUUCCAUGACCGUCAGGGGGACUUCUACUGCUGGUUGAAUACUACGAUGACAGAGAACAGGAAAACGCUAACGGGGGAUGAACUUGAUGGCUUCGACAAGAGGAAACUUCCUUCUCCAGGAUUCGAGGUUGAGAUUGUGAUGGUAGACUACGACGGCACUUCACCAGUAACCACAAAAUCCGAUCCAGCAAGCAAGGGAUCAAACAGUGCUACCGACUCAAGUUCUGCUGCAACAGUGCAUAUAGGAGGAGCUGCUGCUGCUCCGAAGUCUUCUAAUCAAAAGAAAGCGUCAGAGAGGAAUGAUGAAGACGAUGUAUUCUCCGACAGCGAUGAAGAGGAAACCGAAGCAGCUUCAAAGAGCAAGCAAGGUCAAGCUGCUCAGCCUACUAGUCAAGCGGCUAAAUCCACUGCAGAACAAAUGAACAACUUGACUCUUGGGACGGAGCACAUGAGUCUCGCUAGUAAGGGAACUUCACAGCCAAGUGCAAGCAGCGAGCCACCCGCCAGUCAGAAACAGUCUGCAAGCGUGGAAACGCCUAGGUUGGACUCCGGGGCCAGCGAGAUCAAGGCGAUGGCUGCUGAUGCUUCGGUGUUCACUUUUGGGGACGAAGAUGAUUUUGAAAGUGAUUAAACAAUGACAAGUAGGCUCGUUCAGUUUUGGCCAGCAAGCAACCAUCUUGGUAUGGCCAGGGACUUGGAAGGUUUGAUUAGAUGCCAAUUGUAUUAAUUGUUUCUCGAACCUUAGCCCCGAAAGCACUUGUAUCAAUUUCGUAGUCUUUUGGGGUUAUUUGGAUGCAAAAGUUGCAAACUGACGAGUUUUAAAACAUUUAGGUUGUUGUAUGUUAUUUUGGCUGCAUCCCACAUUAGACCGUAAUUUAAUCGGUGCGGUCAAAUCGAACCGUCAAAAUAAGCGAAACUGCACCGCAUAUGAGACCGCAAUGUAAUAUGGAC